UUCACAUUAAGAAGAUCGGAAGCUUUAUGGAACGGACUUUGCGGGAAUAACGUCAUUUCCGACGGGGUUCUGCGGAAAUCCUCAUGGACCAAUCAUAAUACAAAAUCCACACGGUAGGAGUAUUGGCGAUGAAGGCCUAUUAUUGGAAUCUAUUGUUGCUAUAGGCUAUUCUGCAAAAGUCCGAAAAGAUACAUUUAAUGUUGCACGUUCCUGUGCUGAUGCUGAGCAGUUAACAGGAAGCUACAAGCAACUUUUUGAUACAGUGAAUCAGGAUGUAUCGUGGCAGACCUCCAUUCCGAGGUCCCCCGCCGUCUCAUGGCUCUGGUCCCCGAGGUCCGCAUCCAAGCCAUCCGCAUCCCGCACCAGACCGACCGUACUCCCGUCCACCUUACCGGGACGACAGAGAUAGAGGUCGCAAUGGUUAUAACAACUACCGCGACCAUUCAGACACUUACCACCGCUCUCCGCCACACCGAAGAUAUUCGCCUGGGUCAGGAAGAGGACCUGGAGAUGAUUGGGGUGGCGGGCCCCCUUCAAGAGAUCAUUACAAGCAGCGUCGCACACCGUCUCCUCCCCGUGGUGGUCUCCCGGUUGACCACAGUCUAGUUAUCACGGUGGGCAAUGACCUGACCUCAACCCCCAGCUCUCGUGGUCCAGACCCUUAUGCCAGAGAUUACCAUGGUGGGGAUCCCCAGUACAAGCCUUCCAGACACCCCAGCUAUGACGGGCCGGGGCGGCGCAGUUCCAGCAGGGGUCGCAGUCGCUCUCCUGACCGCAGCCGAGCGCGGAGCCGUGCUCGCAGCCGCGUGCGCAGUCGCAGCCGCUCUGUGGAUCGCAACCGAGGCCGCAGCAAGAGCCGCGUGCGCAGUCGCAGCCGCUCUGUGGAUCGCAACCGAGGCCGCAGCAAGAGCCGCGUGCGAAGCCGGAGCAGAAGUGGCAGCCGCAGCAGGGGACGCAGUAUAGCGCGCAGCCGAGCGCAGAGCAGGGCGCGCAGUCGGGCACGCAGUAAGAGCCGCCCCCAGAGCAGGAGUCGCAGUCGGAGCAGGGGAAGAAGCCGGAGCAGGAGCAGGAGUCGGAGCAGAGGCCGCAGUCGUGCUCAGAGCCGGGUGGGGAGCAGGAGCAGAAGUCGCAUGCGGAGCAGGAGCAGGAGCAGCAGCGCUGGCUCUCUCCAACGCAAGACGAGCAAGGACGACUUCCAGGAGCUGGAGAGGGCGCGCAGACGCAAGGAGCUGGAGGACAUCCAUGAACAUGCCACCAAGUCCAUCCUGAAGAGACGCAUGGACUCAUCAGAGACAGACUCCCCCAUAGUCAUGCAGAACAGUGAUUCCCCACGAGAUCCGGAGCAUGUCUUGACGGCCAUCUCAUCAUCUGGUCUGGACCCCGCCCUCCUGAUGUCUGUGCUGGGGGAGCUGAGGGACGGCCCUGCCCUCGACCCAAAUGCCGCCUCCAGCGGUGGUGGUGCUGCUGCUUUAGAGGAGAUCCUGUCCCGGAUCCAAUCUGCAGGGGGCGCUGCCUUCGGUGAGUCGGGGCAGGGGGAUGGCGGGGAGGGCCUGGGCACGCUUCUGAGCCUGCUGGAGGAGAUGGCCGGAGCCAAGAAGGAAGAACGGAAGAAGAACCUCGCCGACAUCGAGGACGAGGAGAAGUUCCUGUAUGGCGAGGAGGAGGAGGAGGCUCGGCUGCCGGCAAUGGACAUGUUUGUGGGGAGAGCAGGCCUGAGCUUCCCCAGUCCUACACGGCCACAAACCCUGCUAUGGUGUCUCCCGGCGUACCUGCAGAGCCACAGUGAGGUUGUGGCACCCCCCCACACCCAUUCCCAGCCCCGGGAGGCCAGGCACCAUAAGCACAGUCCCUCCCCUGAGAGGAGGGGGCGAGAGGGGGAGCGACGGGAGCGGUGCUCCGAGAAAAGUACCCCCGGGCGUGGGCCGGACGACGUCAAGGACCGCCAGGAGGUGGAGGAGUACGAGAAGAUCCAGGACCUCCUGAAGACCAUCGGACUGGACCUGGGCGUGACGGAGAUCAGCAAGAUAGCCACGCGCACCAAGGAGAGGCUAACAGGCAACAAGCCUACUCCCCGGCAGAGGUCGCCCGAGAGGUCAAAGAAAGGUUGUCAGCGCCGGAGGGGGUCGAGCCACAGCGGUGGCAGCAGCAGCAGUGGCAGCAGCAGCAGUAGCAGCUCCAGCAGGAGCAGCAGGAGUUCCAGUCACAGCUCGGCCAGCAGCAGGAACAGUAACAGCUGGAGCCGACGGCACAGGCCGGACCGUCCAUCCCCCUCGGAACAUCACAGUUCCCACGGGCAUUCCCAGAGCCGCAAGUCUCCGCCACCGAAAGAGGAGCGCAGCUGGACACGCCCCAACCCAGCGAAGACCGCCCCACCCAGCCACGCCCCGGAGACACAGGCAGCGCCGCCGCAGUCCAUUCCACAGCUCGGGGUGCACCAAACCCACCCAGUACCCGUCUACCCGCCCUCACAAGCCCACGGCAUGGUCCAUCCCAACUACCCCCCCCCAGGGUACGACCAGUAUGGCAACUACGUGCCCUACAUGGGGCAGGGGUGGCCCAUGUACCCCCCUCCCCCCAUGGCUCCUGGCAUGAUGCCCCCCACUGGGGCAUCUCAUGCGGAGUAUAACAACCCCUACCUGAAGGUCAUUGAAACGGUGCCAGCCGAGGCGAAGGACUCUAAGAAGCAGGACAGGAAAUCUUCGCAUUUGGAAAGACAAGAGAAAGACAAAGACAUAUCCAAAGGCAUCUACAGCCAGGAUAAAGUGGACGAACAGAAGGAGAAGGUUCUUGAGGAAAGAGACAAACUGCGGAAGGACAGGGAGACUCGUCUGAAGAAGAAAGACUACCUCCUAAAGGAGUUGGAGCGCCUGCGCAAGCAGCAAGGUGAACUCCUGCGUAAGAAGCGCCGUGAGAAGGACGGCCAUAAGGACCCUCUCCUGAUGGAGCUGAGUCGCCUGCAGGAGGACGUCAUGGCCCAGAUCUCCUCGCUGCGCUCCGAGAACGACGAGGGCGAGAAAAAGCUGACCGAGCUGGAGAAGGUGGCGCUCAUCCUGGGCCUGCAUGCCUCCGACCGCCCCCGCCGGGAGCCCCGCUCCUCGGGUGACCCCGCGCCUCAGCCCGCCCAGGAGGAGAAGCACAAGGGGCGCGCCCGCAGCCGAGAGAGGUCCCCCGCCCGCCAGCCCUCCUCCUCAGCCUCCACCUCUAAGGCACCGGCCUCCUCUUCAAGAGCAACUACAGAGACUCCGAAGGCUCAAGCCAGCACUCCUGCUCCACAGAAAUCUGUCGACCAAUAUGAGUACUAUGACGCGGGGAACCACUGGUGCAAAAACUGUAACGUCACCUGCGGCGCCAUGUUUGAUUUUUUCACACACUUGCACAGCAAGUCGCAUAGAAAGUCUCAAGACCCAUACGACAGGCCUUGGGCCCCGGACUCGGCCAGCACGGAAAAGAAGCGAAGCUCUGGAGAGAAAAUCACUAAGCCGGCCAAAGGUUCGGAGUUUUUAAUGGCUGUGAGGGGCUUUUACUGCCAGGUGUGCAAAGAGUUUUUCGGAGACCCGAUCUGCGCUGAGGAACAUGUCACUAGCCAAGCACAUAACGAGAAAUAUAAGCAACGGAUGUACGAGAAUCCAAUGUAUGAACAGCGCCGGAAACUGGAUCGCCAGGCCGGCAUGACCAUGACCUCAGAGGCCAAACAUGCGGAGCAGAAGCGCAAACAAGAAGGAGAGCUUUCCCGCGAGGAAUUCCUAAAGCGCUCCAAGCACAGCGUAGAGGAGCGGGUGACCAGCCAGAAGGAGGAGGAGCCAAAACCGCGAUACGUACGAGAGGAAGAAAAGAAGCCUGCAUGCAGUCGCGAAGAAGAGGAAGGCAAGUUCAAGUACAGCCGCAGGGAAGAAAAGGAGGAGAAACCCAAAUAUGGUAGAAGAGAUGAGGAGGAAGAGGAGAGACCCAAAUAUGGUAGAAGAGAGGAGGAAGAGGAGAGGCCCAAAUAUGGUAAGAGAGAGGAAGAGGAGGAGAGGCCUAAAUAUGGUAAAAGAGAAGAAGAGGAGGAGAGGCCCAAAUAUGGUAGAAGAGAGGAGGAAGAGGAGAGGCCCAAAUAUGGUAAAAGAGAGGAAGAGGAGGAGAGGCCCAAAUAUGGUAAAAGAGAGGAAGAGGAGGAGAGGCCCAAAUAUGGUAGAAGAGAGGAAGAGGAGGAGAGGCCCAAAUAUGGUAGAAGAGAGGAGGACGAGAUCCGGCCCAAGUACGCGAGGAAAGAGGAAGAGGAGAACAAAUUCAAAUACAGCAGGAAGGAGGAGAGUGAAGGGCGAUCCAAGCACAGCCUGAGAGACGAGGAAGAGACCCGGUUCAAGUACAGCAGACGGGUGGAGGAAGACAGCAGAGGUAAAUACAGCAAGGGGGAGGAAGAGCGUAACAGGUACGCCCGGGAGGAAGACGACCGAGCCUCGUACAGCAAAGCAGACGACCGGGGCAAGUACGGCCGAGCCCCAGAGAAGAGGUCCCGAUACAGCCAAGAGGAGCCGGAGCGGAAGCCUAAGCACGGAAAGUGGGAGGCGGAAGAGGACGAGGUGAAACCCAAGUGGACUCGAGAGGAGCGACCGCCGGCCCAAAAGGAGGAGAGGGGGUGGAGGCACAAGCAGCAAAAAGGCGGGAAGAAGGGAGCAUCAGCCAAGGAGGAGAAGCCCGAGGUCACAGAGAAGCCUGCAGAACCGCCGAAGGUGUUGUGCGGCCCGAGUCCGGCCAUGCUGGCAAAACUGCGCAAGAAAAACGAGGAGUCCAACAAGGGAGGGACGUUUGGAAAGUUCACCUGGAAGAAACCGCAGAAGUCCCAGCUCGAGAAGGAGGCUGAGAGGAUGGCUGCUCAGUUUAUCAGAGAGGACGAAGAGGCGUCCGGAGGAGACGAUGACGGCGACGAAGCCUUUGCCAGAUCGUUAGCCGCUGCUAAGACGAUUGCCAUCAAGCUGGCUGGCAAGACCGUCGUCCCUCUGACCAGUCCGUGGGAGCCCUACGGCGUGCCUAGCAAGGCUACCACCACACAGGCGGCAUCUGCCAUGGUGCUCCGGAAGUCUCAAGGGGCGGCCAACAACCCUGCACCCGUCAACCCAGUUCUCGCGAUGAAGCCUGCUUCGGUUACCCCAGUCAAAGUCCAGCCUCCUGCUCCAGCGGAAGAGGAAAAGAAGGACGCCAUGCUGUCUGCAGACAUGAUCUCUAAGGCAUUUUGCGGAGAAGAGGUUCAGCUAAAAGUGCCAACCAUCAUCUCUCCGCCCUGCGAUCCAGCCCCUGCUGUAGCCUCAGACUACCAGCCUGCAGUCCCUGCUGCAGAACCAGCUUACGCACCAGAACCAGCUUACGCACCAGAACCAGCUUACGCACCAGAACCAGCUUACGCACCAGAACCGCCACCGGGGGUGUGUAUGAUGACCUUCGAGGCGGACGUGGGCGUACCGGGCGUCCCUGAGAGUGAGCAGACCCAUGCGGUGCUGGUGCGCCCCCCUCCUAUGAUCCAGAAGCCUCCCACCACAAAGACUCCUCCAAGAUCGUUAAAGCCCAAGUCCAGUCUGUCAGCAGCCAAAGCUAAGGACCUCUUCGAUAUCUUCUACAGUGGAGCAACCUCGUCUGCCUUCCCCAGCACCAAAGUUAUGGCAAAGGUGGACAAGGUUGAGAAGAUCUCUGAGACUAAGGAGAAGCCUGUGCAGAUAGAGACAUGUAAACCUACCCCAGAGGUCGUCAUGGAGCCUGUCCAGUUGGAGACAGACGAACCUAUACAGGAAGUUACUAUGGAGCCUAUCCAAUCAGAAACAGUUGCUCUUAUACAGGAAGUUGCCAUGGAUCCUGUCCAAUCGGUGACAGUUGCUCCUAUCCAGGAAGUUGCCAUGGCCCCUGUCCAAUCAGAGACAGUUGCUCCUAUCCAGGAAGUUGCCAUGUACCCUGUCCAAUCGGAGACAGUUGCUCCUAUCCAGGAAGUUGCCAUGGCCCCUGUCCAAUCAGAGACAGUUGCUCCUACCCAGGAAGUUGCCAUGUACCCUGUCCAAUCAGAGACAGUUGCUUCUAUCCAGGAAGUUGCAAUGUACCUUGUCCAAUCAGCGACAGUAGCUCCUAUCCAGGAAGUUGCCAUGUACCCUGUCCAAUCAGGGGCUGAGGAGUCUGUUCAGUCUGAGGCAGAUGAGCCUAUCCCACUGGUUGUGAUGGACGCAGUCCAAUUGGAGCUAAUGAACCCUAUCCAAUCAGAGACAGGCGACUCUCUCCCAGAAGUCGUCAUGGAUUCUGUCCAUUUGGAAUCUGAUGACUCUAUCCCACUGGUUGUCAUGGAUGCUGUGCACUCGGAAAUAGACAACCCUAUUGCAGAGGUUGUCAUGGAUGCAGUCAGUCUGGUGCCAGACGACCCCAGUGCUGAGGACGCCAUGGCACUACUCCUGUCUUCCAACAGUCCGCCACCUGGCUCUUUCACAGAGCAGCUCAACCUGGACACAUUUGAGUUCAACUUCGAGCCACCGGAGUGAGACCUCCCCUGAGGGGGUCUCCAUGGGACUGCAACAGAACAUCUCUGAGGUGCCUCCACUGCAUUGAUUUUAAAGGACUGUGAACUUUGUAAAAUACUUUGUUUAAAAACAUUAAAAAGGGUUUAGUUUUUACUACAGCUGGAACGGCUUGACUGACCGAAGUUAAGAGUUUGUUGAUGGGGGUGUGGGGGUGGGGGGCUCCGCUGAGGAACUCAACUUCCUGAAUUCGAUCUCAUGAUGGACCCUCUUAAGCUGUGAUGUGUACCAGCUUCUCCCUUCACAUGUCCUUUAGCCAGCUGACGCGCUCCACACUUGUCCAUCGUGUUCUGUGUAAGCUCUCUCUGCCGAAAUGUUUAAAUUUGAUUAAAGGUAAUGUGGAAUAUUAUUUGAACAUUAUCCUUUACUGAUCUUUAUACACGUGUAUGCUUAUUCAGACUCUAAAGCUGAAUGUUAUUUUUCUCAUUCCUGCUGAAAUGAUUGAGAGGAGCUCUUAAAUACAGGUACAAGGAACACCCACGUUCCGAAGAGAACAAGUUAUGGAAAGCAGAUGAUCAUGAUGAUGAUGAUGAUGAUGAUGAUGAUGAUGCGAGGACCAAAUACCAUGGUUAUGGUCUGAUCUGUCAUCUGCAUCAUAAAGAAUCUGCUUCUUUUUCUGCAGCGAUAAAAGGACACAAGGACAGGAUGUGCUCAUGUAACUAUAAUAUUUGGUUUCCUGUUGUUUUUGUUUCAGAUGUUGAAUUUGAAGCCUGGUUCAGUUCAUCCGCCCGUGUUUAGACUGUUUGUUGCCACCUAUUAAUCAAACGUCAUGCUUAAACUGUACCUGUUGUUGGAUGAAAUGCUGUUCAAAUAAACAGUUAAGACCACA
Messenger RNA from Clupea harengus (Atlantic herring), 7359 nucleotides. It is a transcript of the gene znf318, whose product is annotated as zinc finger protein 318. Lineage: Eukaryota; Metazoa; Chordata; Actinopteri; Clupeiformes; Clupeidae. The record is from RefSeq and is a predicted model, not a curated record. The transcript is spliced from 13 exons. Gene Ontology annotation, biological process: positive regulation of DNA-templated transcription; negative regulation of DNA-templated transcription. Bases 273 to 6494 code for a protein of 2073 amino acids. Gene Ontology annotation, molecular function: zinc ion binding; nucleic acid binding. Gene Ontology annotation, cellular component: nucleoplasm.